GAAUGUGACAAUCUGUGGUGGGAUGCCUUCACCACGGAGUUCUUUGAGGAUGACGCUAUGUUAACAAUCACUUUCUGCUUGGAGGAUGGACCAAAGAGAUAUACGAUCGGCCGGACUCUGAUUCCCCGUUACUUCCGCAGCAUCUUUGAAGGGGGGGCCACGGAGCUCUACUACGUGCUCAAGCACCCCAAAGAGUCCUUCCACAACAACUUUGUCUCGCUGGACUGUGACCAGUGCACCAUGGUCACCCAGCACGGCAAGCCCAUGUUCACCCAGGUGUGUGUGGAGGGGCGGCUCUACCUGGAGUUCAUGUUCGACGACAUGAUGAGGAUAAAGACGUGGCAUUUCAGCAUCCGCCAGCAUCGAGAGCUCAUCCCCCGCAGCAUCCUUGCCAUGCAUGCACAGGACCCCCAGAUGCUGGACCAGUUAUCCAAGAACAUCACCCGCUGUGGGCUCUCAAACUCCACACUCAACUACCUCCGACUCUGUGUAAUCCUAGAACCAAUGCAGGAGCUCAUGUCACGGCACAAGACCUACAGCCUCAGUCCCCGGGACUGCCUCAAGACUUGCCUCUUCCAGAAGUGGCAGCGGAUGGUCGCUCCACCUG
Molecule: messenger RNA, 607 nt
Organism: Phaethon lepturus (White-tailed tropicbird)
Lineage: Eukaryota; Metazoa; Chordata; Aves; Phaethontiformes; Phaethontidae
Product: LIM domain-binding protein 1
Exons: 5
Biological process (GO): negative regulation of transcription by RNA polymerase II; positive regulation of transcription by RNA polymerase II; nervous system development
Cellular component (GO): nucleus; transcription regulator complex
Molecular function (GO): LIM domain binding
Source: RefSeq, a predicted model, not a curated record